AUGUUUAUAUGGGUAUCAAAGCAAUUAAAUAUAGUUAAAGAAUGUAGCAAAGUUGGUGAAACUAUUUAUUUUAGUAUAACAUUUGAGAAAUUUAAGGAGUUUGGUAACGUCGGUAGGGAAGUUAUUGGAUCCAUAUGUAAUAGGACGAGGAGUAGGAAAAGAUUUUCUAACAUUACUUUCUUUGAUUAUAAUAAAGUUGAACUUGAACUUACGGACUUGGGAAAUGUAGGCAGGCUGUAUUCUUUUACAAAG
Molecule: messenger RNA, 252 nt
Organism: Funneliformis mosseae
Lineage: Eukaryota; Fungi; Glomeromycota; Glomeromycetes; Glomerales; Glomeraceae
Source: the annotation of a GenBank genome assembly